UCACUCGCAUCAGCAGUGAAGCAAAACCCAGACACACAAAAGCUAGUGCACUCCAGCAGUGCAUUCUCUGCGAGAAAGGAAACAAGAGAAAGCCAAGGCUGGAUUUUUCCCCAUUCUCGGAAAACCUAGGCAACAGAAUCCUUAAGACAGGAUGCUCUCAUCUACGAAUCUAGGUAAAAGAUAACAAAGAGGCCUCAUUGUUAACAUCCCUGUGGAAGAGAACAACAAGUGUCAAAACCAUGGGAACUUGGUCCAAAUAGUCUGCAGGGGGGAAAUUUUCAGCCACAGACCAUGAAGAAAACUACUUGCUCAAAAAGGAUACCGAAAACCUAGCCAUUAUUUUCUCCCAUACAAUUGAAGAAGACUGAGAAACGGAUGAACAAAGCCUCUGAAGGACAAAGGACAAAAACGAUGACUGAAGUGUCUAAAAAAACAGAAUACCAGUGGCUUGUGAUCAUCUGAGAUCCGCUUGUUGGAACUUCUUGGGUCUCCUGAACCCUAAAGCCAUCGCUAUUUCAAGUGAAAUAUUCCGAAGACAAAGGGUAUCACAAUGGGAGUCGUAGUACAAAAUGUAACUGGAAGCACAGCCCUGGUAAUCUGGCCCAAAAUGGCGAGCUGCACUGACAGCUUUUACAGCAUAAUGUACAAUCCCAACUGGGACAAAAUGCUGACAGGCUAUACCAGAAAAUAUUUUCAGAAAGAGGAAAGAGUGCCAGCCAGUCGUUCUUCAUUUGUCAUUGAGAACUUGAUUCCGUUAACAACGUAUAUUCUGUGUGUAACAUGCCAGUCUGCAAACCCAUCCAGCGACCAAUGCAGAAUUUUUAACACUCUCAAACAAGACCCAGCAUCCACAAGUAACAAAAAGAAAGAGCUGGCAGUGGGCAUAUGGCUAACCAGCUCAGUUCUGCUUCUUAUCAUCGUUGGUAUACUCGUAUAUGGUUGUAUGCAUCUAUGGUGGCGCAGAAGAAGAGAGGGUUCAGAGGGACAGAGCAUUACAACAGAGAACAAGGGAGAGGCAUGGGGAAAAAGUGAAUCAUGCAGUUCAGAAGAGUUCAACAAGCAGGUCCAGUCUGCCCAAGGAGUUGAGAUUAGAAAUGCAGAUGGUGUCCAACUGGCCACCAUAAUUGAAAAUCCUUUAACAUCCAAGAAGUCCAUCAUGUUGGGUUCCAAAAGCCAGGAUUUUGUGCCUAUGUCUGUACAUCAGUCUGCCACAAGUUAAGUGUCCCAAACUGGGUCAUGCCACUGUAUAUGUUUUACAGAGCACAAUGUGUAUAUUUGUACCUAUUUGAGGAUUGUUCAAGAAAGCUCUGCUGUACCCCAUCACAUUCCUAAAUCUCAACCUCUUAAAGCACAGUCAUUCUAAAACAGCACAUCUACAUUUUGUUAGAGAAAAAACAAUGCAUAGGGGAGAAAUCGAAUAGUCUCCUUUAUUUUUCUAGGAUAGUAUGUUGGGGGCGGGGCGAGGGGGGGUGAGACAAGUUAAUGGCUCCGAUCCAAAGAGCUAUGGCAUGCCUGAUGGCUUUGUACACACUCCGUGGGAUUUCUAAAUUGUGUCUUUGAACAGUAAAUCACCACAUCAAAACCUGCCUUCGAAACUUUCCUUGGGUUCAAAAGUGGUUUAUCAUGUACCAUGGGGAGCUGCUGUUCAAGAAACAUGAAUCCAAAGCUCCCACUAGAGACACAAAACCAUUUCUUUGGAUCUUGGCCAGAACAUAAAUUGGAGCAACUAUGUAAGCCGUUUCAAAUCCCCGCUGGUACUAUAUCAGGCAGCAGCGAUAUAGAAAGAUGCUGAAAGGUAUCAUCUCAUACUGCGCGGGAGGCGGCAAUGGUAAACCCCUCCUAUAUUCUACCAAAGAAAACCAGAGUGCUCUGUGGGCACCAGUAAGUCAAAAUUGACUUGACAGCACACUUUACUUUAUUUAAGCAAACAAGUGUGUGUGGGGGGAGGCGGGGGGGACAACAAACUAAAACCUAUGAAACGGUGUCUUCACUGUUUUAAGGCUGCAGUCAUCUCCAAAAUUCACUGCAUUCCAAUAGAUAAGAAGGGUAAUUGGACUAAGGAGGUGGGGAAGGAAAAAAGGAUUAUCCUGGUUUUAAACACUGCCCAUCUUCAAUUCUUAGAUCUGUGUAGAAAGUUUCUCUCUCAGCUCCAUAGCGAUUAGUGGUACCAUUUAUGAAGUUACGGUCUUUUGAUUAAAGCUGCCAGUUCUAUUGUGAUGCUAUAUGUGUACUUUAUUAAAUGGCUGUGGAAUAAUAUGUAUUGUUCAAGUGAAUAUGCCUUUGCCCAGCUAUAAGGAAACAUGUAUAGCUGCCAAACUGGUCACUGCUGUAAUUUCCAAUUGCUUUUCCUGAAAUUCAGUUAUCUAGCUGUCCAUCUAGCUGGCUGUUGUGAUAAUGUAUUGCCUAAGUCUCAAAACAGGCAAAUCUACCCUCUUUAGUUCACACUACAGUGCGCAAGAAAUUCAUUACAUAUUCCAGUUUUUAUUACUGUAGCUUAGAGUCAUAUGUGGAUUUUCUAAAAGGCUGUAAAUAUCAGAUACACAUUACUGAAUUCAGGUGCCACACAACUGUGUGCCAAAUAAAUGCUGAGCUCUUUUCCCUUUGGGAACUAUUCACUCACUGAACCCUUGAACCAGGUGUGGUUUCACUGGCUUUGCAGAAACUCUUCUUUUAGGUAAUCAAAUUAAUGCCCCCAGGGGCAAAAUAGAGGUGUUGGUUGUGUUGGCCAUUUAUGCAAGAGGCCAUUGUUCUGUUACUGUUUAGAACAAAGACAUAUUUUCUUCAGUCAGUUGUGUGUGCUUAUGUCUCUCACAUAUCAUUUCAAAUAAAGUGUUAAUGAACACCUAAAACUUG
Messenger RNA from Hemicordylus capensis (graceful crag lizard), 2853 nucleotides. It is a transcript of the gene FNDC9, whose product is annotated as fibronectin type III domain containing 9. The coding region runs from base 551 to 1219 and encodes 222 amino acids. The record is from RefSeq and is a predicted model, not a curated record. NCBI's taxonomy places the organism in Eukaryota, Metazoa, Chordata, Lepidosauria, Squamata, Cordylidae. Gene Ontology annotation, molecular function: protein binding. The transcript has 3 exons.